This is a messenger RNA of Fusarium vanettenii 77-13-4, 717 nucleotides long. RefSeq lists its product as uncharacterized. NCBI's taxonomy places the organism in Eukaryota, Fungi, Ascomycota, Sordariomycetes, Hypocreales, Nectriaceae. The record is from RefSeq and is a predicted model, not a curated record. Bases 1 to 717 code for a protein of 238 amino acids. The transcript is spliced from 3 exons.
AUGAUCCUCGGCAACCAGACCGCGAUCCCCAUGGGAAUUUUCAUGGUCAGCUGGCCUAACUAUGGCGACAUAUUCGGCACUGGCGACAAUGGGGAGCUUGUUACCAAGGAGAUCAUCAUGACUGGGACGUGGCGGCUGAACGAGCCCGAGGACCGAUUCUACAUGUCGACGGCCGAGAAUAAGAACUGGAUGCGGAUCAAGGCGACGAACAAAGAGUGGCUUCCCUCGACCACCAACGGCAGUGCGCAGGCCACCAUCGAGUAUCGUCUCUUGCGGAACGGGUUGAUGGAGAUACAAUGGACAGAUCUCGGAACCUCCGAGGCGAGAUCAGAAGGGGAGGCUGGUGAUGCGGAUCUGCUCGCCCAUCUGAAGCGGUCAGCGCGGCCGUUCGGGCAGGAGGAGAGGAUCGGUACCGUUCGUAUCGACGAGCUCAGCCGUAAGCAUUUGGAGUAUCCUUUCUUCGUCGGUUCUCGCCAGGGCACGGGCUUGUACAAGGUUACCUCCAUUGUCUUCCUCGACAUCGGUGUCGCAGCCGUCGUCACCUGUGGUAUGGGACAACAUUUCUAUCUCUCACAAGCCGGAAUAAUCCAGGUUAGCCAAGAGAUCGAGAAGUUGGCCACGGGAUACGAGGUGGCACCGGACAACGUGGGCGCCAUGCACGUGGAUGGUAGCCAGCAGCCCGUAUUAAGCACAGUUGAGUUACGUCCAGAGAAGUAG